AUGAAGGCUCUCAUUCUCGUCGGCGGUUUCGGCACGCGGCUGCGGCCGCUCACCCUGAGCGUGCCCAAGCCGCUCGUCGACUUCGCGAACAAGCCCAUGAUCCUCCACCAGAUCGAGGCGCUCAAGGCAGCGGGGGUGGACGAGGUCGUUCUCGCCAUCAACUACCAACCCGAGGUGAUGAUGACGUUCAUCAAGGAGUACGAGGCGAAGGUGGGCAUCCGCAUCGUGUGCUCGCAGGAGACGGAGCCCAUGGGCACGGCGGGCCCGCUCGCGCUCGCCAGACACAUCCUCGACGACGGCUCGGGCGACCCCUUCUUCGUGCUCAACAGUGACGUCAUCAGCGAGUACCCGCUGACGCAGAUGCUCGACUUCCACAAGAAGCACGGCGGCGAGUGCACCAUCAUGGUCACCAAGGUGGAGGAGCCAUCGAAGUACGGAGUGGUGGUGGUGGACGAGGCAACAUCAUGCGUGCAGCGGUUCGUGGAGAAGCCCAAGGUGUUCGUGGGGAACAAGAUCAACGCCGGCAUCUACCUGCUGGACGCGCGCGUGCUCAACCGUAUCGAGCUGCGCCCCACGUCGAUCGAGAAGGAGGUGUUCCCCAAGAUCGCGGCGGAGAGCAAGCUGUUCGCCAUGGUGCUGCCGGGCUUCUGGAUGGACGUCGGCCAGCCGCGCGACUACAACAGCGGGCUGCGCCUCUACCUCGAGUCGCUGCGCCACAACCAUCCGGAGCGGCUAGCAGAGGGCAAGCACAUAGUGGGCAACGUGCUGGUGGACCCCAGCGCCACCAUCGGCGACGGGUGUCUGAUCGGCCCCGACGUGUCCAUCGGCCCCGGCUGUGUGAUCGCUGACGGCGUGCGGCUGGCGCGCUGCACCAUCAUGCGCGGUGUGCGCAUCAGCAAGCACGCCUGCGUCACCGGCAGCAUCGUCGGGUGGCAUUCAACGGUGGGGCAGUGGGCACGGCUGGAGAACAUGACAGUGCUGGGGGAGGACGUGCACAUUCAGGACGAGGUGUAUGCCAACGGGGGCGUGGUGCUGCCGCACAAGGAGAUCAAGGCCAACAUUCUCAAGCCUGAGAUCAUCAUGUAG
This is a messenger RNA of Closterium sp. Naga37s-1, 1086 nucleotides long. The record is from the annotation of a GenBank genome assembly. Lineage: Eukaryota; Viridiplantae; Streptophyta; Zygnematophyceae; Desmidiales; Closteriaceae.